CAGUUUUUGCAGUGACUUUUCACAGCGAUUUGGUGUGAAUUGGAAUCUGGUGGUAAUUUCUUUAAUAGGCUGUUAUGUAUUCGAAGUGAAAGUGGGAGUGAAAGGGGUAUUCGAAUUAAGUGAUAAUUCAUUUCGUAUUUACUUUUGUGAACAAGACACUGCUAGUGAUUUCAAAAGAACGUGAAUUAAAUGAUACCAGGAUUGCAGCAAGAAUGAAUUUGUAUCAUGCGUUGUAAUAAUAAUUGUAUAUUAGGUUAUGUGCAAUGUUGCAAUUGGCUUCCAAAGCAGCGUAAGCGGAUUUCUUUUUCCCACCCUACUGGCAACCUCCCAGCCAUCGACUACACGCAUUGGGGCGGGCUCACCUGGCGCGGGCGAAGUUGCUGAAGACGACACCGCCGGUGUGCGCGUUCACCAGUACGUACUGCGGCUGCGCGUGCACCGGGUCGGCGUGUGGGAGGGCGGCGGGCGCCAGCGCGGCGGGGGGCGCCGGGUGGUGGUGAUGGUGGUGGGACGCGGGAGGCGCCACGGGCACCAACAGCAGCCCGCUCUGCGCCCCCGACGGCGAGCCCAGCACGUAGGCGGUGGCCGCGCCGCCGCGCCCGGCGCCGUUGGCCGCGAGCGGGAUAGCCGCGGGGUCGCGCUCGGCGCCGGGCACCAGCACCGGGUGGAGGGCAGCGGGAAGACCGGGUGA
Messenger RNA from Gryllus bimaculatus (two-spotted cricket), 691 nucleotides. NCBI's taxonomy places the organism in Eukaryota, Metazoa, Arthropoda, Insecta, Orthoptera, Gryllidae. The record is from the annotation of a GenBank genome assembly.